UAUAUAGACCUCCCACCAUUGUAUUCUCCGGGGUCUCUGCUCUCAGGAAUAUAUAGACCUCCCACCAUUGUAUUCUCCGGGGUCUCUGUAGCGUUUGGGGUGUUUUAGGCGUUUCCUGUGCUCUGUCAGCGGCUCUCUGUCAUUUCACUCUUUGGCCAGCAGAGGGCAGGCAGGGUCCGGGGUCUUGUGACCAGAUCAGACUUCCAGCACCGCACCGCUCUGUCUUCUCAGCUGUCUCUGUGGUUUCCGGGUGACGCUCUGCCCCGCUGUGCUCCGUCUCGCUGGUUCCGGGAGCCGCUCUAGGCAGCGCUGUCAGUGCGGAGAGCCGUCUUCUCUAUGGUGGGUCGCUCCGGCCGCUUGUUGUCAGUCUCUAUGGUGUAAGGAGCUGGGAAGAGCCGGGAUGGCGGAGGAAGCGGCCCGGCCCGAAGAUGUGAGCGGCCUCACCGGGAGGGAGGAGACCGAGUGACCGCCCGAGGAGACCCAGCGUUGUGGAAGGAUCGUACGAUGGGUGACGCCAUGGUGGAACCAGCUGCCUCUAAGCUCUCUGGUCAGGUGGCCCUGCAGGGGAACGGCGGCGGGAGCAGCCCCCUCUCCGCCAUCGCGGAGGGCGUGGCGGACGUGUCUCUGGUCAUAGACCCGGACGUGGCGCAGAAGGCGUGUCAGGACGUCCUGGAGAAGGUGAAGCUGAUGCACAGCUCCACCGAGAACCUGGACAGCAUAGGGGACGGCGACCACGUCACCAACGGGGGGGACCCCAAGGCGGAAGAGGCCGGGGCCCCCGCCAGAAUCCGCGAGGAGGACGAGGUGGACAUCAACUGCGUGAAGAACGCCCGGCGGAAGCAGAAGAACUCGGGCAAGCAAUCGUGGCUCCUGCGGCUCUUCGAGUGCAAGCUCUUCGACAUCUCCAUGGGGAUCUCCUACCUCUACAACUCCAAGGAGCCCGGGGUCCAAGCCUACAUCGGCAACCGGCUCUUCUACUUCAAGAACGAGGAGGUGGACUUCUUCCUGCCGCAGCUCCUCAACAUGUACAUCCACAUGGACGAGGACGUGGGCGACGCCAUCAAGCCCUACGUGGUCCACCGCUGCCGCCACAGCAUCAACUUCUCCCUGCAGUGCGCCUGGCUCCUGGGGGCCUACUCCUCGGACAUGCACAUCUCCACCCAGCGCCACUCCCGGGGCACCAAGCUGCGCAAGCUCAUCCUCUCCGACGAGCUGAAGCCGGCCCACAAGAAGCGCGAGCUGCCCGCGCUCAGCCUGACGCCGCCGGACACCGGCCUGUCCCCGUCCAAGAGGACGCACCAGAGGUCCAAGUCCGACGCCACCGCCAGCAUCAGCCUCAGCAGCAACCUGAAGAGGACGGCGAGCAAUCCCAAAGUGGAGAACGACGAUGAGGACCUCUCAUCCAGUUCGGAAAGUCUCGAUAGGUCGUUCACCUCACCUGUCAGACUGGCCCCGGAGCGGGAGUUCAUCAAGUCUCUCAUGUCUAUCGGGAAGAGGCUUGCCACCCUGCCCACCAAGGAGCAGAAGACCCACCGGCUCAUCUCCGAACUCUCCCUGCUUAACCACAAACUGCCAGCCCGCGUCUGGCUACCCACCGCCGGCUUCGACCACCACGUGGUGAGGAUCCCUCACACACAGGCCGUCGUUCUGAACUCCAAGGACAAGGCUCCAUAUUUGAUCUACGUGGAGGUUCUCGAGUGCGAGAACUUCGAGACAUCUAUGGUCCCAACUCGCAUUCCCGAGAACCGCAUCCGCAGCACGCGCUCAGUGGAGAACCUCCCGGAGUGCGGCAUCACCCACGAGCAGAGAGCCAGCAGCUUCACGACGGUGCCCAAUUAUGACAACGACGAGGAGGCCUGGUCGGUGGAUGACAUUGGCGAGCUGCAGGUAGAGCUACCAGAACUUCACACCAACAGCUGCGAUAACAUCUCCCAGUUCUCCGUAGACAGUAUCACCAGCCAGGAGAGCAAGGAGCCCGUGUUUAUCGCUGCCGGUGACAUCCGGCGGCGCCUAUCAGAGCAGCUGGCGCACACGCCCACCACUUUCCGCCGGGACCCCGAGGACCCUUCUGCUGUAGCACUGAAGGAGCCCUGGGAGGAGAAAGUCAGGAGGAUCCGAGAGGGUUCCCCCUAUGGGCACUUCCCCAACUGGAGACUGCUCUCCGUCAUCGUGAAAUGCGGUGAUGACCUCAGACAGGAGCUGCUGGCCUAUCAGGUCCUCAAACAGCUGCAGUCCAUAUGGGAGACGGAACGCGUUCCGCUGUGGAUCCGGCCAUACAAGAUCUUGGUGAUCUCGGCGGACAGCGGUAUGAUAGAGCCGGUGGUCAAUGCCGUGUCCAUCCAUCAGGUGAAGAAGCAGUCCCAGCUGUCUCUUCUGGAUUAUUUCCUCCAGGAACACGGCAGCUACACCACCGAAGCUUUCCUGACCGCUCAACGCAACUUUGUACAGAGCUGCGCCGGCUACUGCCUGGUCUGCUACCUUCUCCAAGUCAAAGACAGGCACAACGGGAACAUCUUACUGGACGCCGAUGGUCACAUCAUUCACAUCGAUUUCGGCUUCAUCCUCUCCAGCUCCCCCAGGAAUCUGGGCUUCGAGACCUCGGCCUUCAAAUUGACGUCGGAGUUUGUGGAU
Molecule: messenger RNA, 2631 nt
Organism: Rana temporaria (common frog)
Lineage: Eukaryota; Metazoa; Chordata; Amphibia; Anura; Ranidae
Gene: PI4KB
Product: phosphatidylinositol 4-kinase beta
Biological process (GO): phosphatidylinositol phosphate biosynthetic process; phosphatidylinositol-mediated signaling
Cellular component (GO): cytoplasm; membrane
Molecular function (GO): 1-phosphatidylinositol 4-kinase activity
Source: RefSeq, a predicted model, not a curated record